Messenger RNA from Gaeumannomyces tritici R3-111a-1, 3414 nucleotides. RefSeq lists its product as hypothetical. Bases 126 to 3287 code for a protein of 1053 amino acids. Gene Ontology annotation, cellular component: transcription repressor complex; cytosolic [4Fe-4S] assembly targeting complex; nucleus. Lineage: Eukaryota; Fungi; Ascomycota; Sordariomycetes; Magnaporthales; Magnaporthaceae. Gene Ontology annotation, molecular function: protein binding. Gene Ontology annotation, biological process: negative regulation of transcription by RNA polymerase II; iron-sulfur cluster assembly. The record is from RefSeq and is a predicted model, not a curated record. The transcript has 4 exons.
GAUGCGCCUUCCAAGCUCUCGACAGGCACUCGUCGACAUUUUGGCCACGAUAUCCAUCCGCCCCAUAUCGGCUGAUUGCUAACUUUUCAUUCUCAUUUUCGUAAGUGCGGCCAGCUUACCGCGCGAUGGAGGCUUUGGGAGCAGCAGCGAGCGCCAUCGCGGUGGUCGAGCUCGCCGCAAAGGUCGGCGCACUUUGCCUACAGUACUCCCGCGACGUCAAAAGAGCCAAAGACGACAUCGACCACUUUCGACAGCAAACGGAGGCUUUAAAGACAAUCGCCGAAGGUGCGCAGCGGCUUUUGCAAGGUCCAUAUGGGCCUCGACUUGAAACUGCGCAAAAACUAUAUAGCGCCCUUACGAACGCCCGCUCGCAGCUCGAUCCCAUUCAUACGAGGCUAGAAGAAAAGCUGGACACGGGUCGUGUGGGUCGGGUAAAAAGACGUCUCGGUCUGCUUGCCUGGCCGUUCGAAAGCAAGGAUAUCGAAAAGCUCAUCGCUACCCUCAAACGGGACGGGGACACGAUUUCCGCCGCACUCCAAGUCGAUCUAACCACGCUUGCCCUCGACAUUAACCGCAAACUCGUCCUUUCGAAACUUCCUAUCGCGAAAGGCGCUGCAUUCGAUGCCCAGGCGAACGAACACGACCCUAGCUGCCACCCCAACACCCGCGUGAACCUUCUCGCCGACAUUCACAAAUGGAUCGAGGAUCCCAACGGAAAAUGCAUUUUCUGGCUGCGUGGCAUGGCCGGCACCGGCAAGUCGACCAUCUCUCGAACAGUGGCUGAAAAGCUUUUUGCGGCAAAGGUGCCCAGUGCGAGCUUCUUCUUUAAAAAAGGCGAAGGCGACCGCGGCAGCGCGGCCAUAUUCUUCACCACCAUACUCGCCCAGCUCGUCCGCCAGGUACCGAUCUUAGCAUCACAUGUCCAGAGCGCAAUCGAAAACGAUCCAACCAUCGUCGAUAAGAACAAGAAAGAGCAGUUCGAGAAGCUCUUCCUGGAGCUACUGGACAAGUGCAAGGGCGAUAUCCCGGGGCCGCUUGCCAUUGUGGUCGACGCGCUUGACGAAUGCGAUCGGGAAGAGGACGCUACCGCCCUGGUUCGCCUUUUGUCCAAAGCAAAGGAAGCAACGUCGAUCCGCAUCCGAUUUUUUGUCACCAGCAGACCCGAGCUGCCCAUCCGCCUUGGCUUUAAGGACAUCGACGGCAGCUACCAAGACCUCGCCCUCCAUGAGAUGCCCGAGCCCGAUAUAAAAAAGGACAUUUCCACGUUUUUGCGGUCGGAAUUGGCCGAAAUCCGGCGCAAGUUUAACAAAACCAUACUAGGGCCAGGUUUGCCAUCUGAUUGGCCUUCACCCACCAGUUUUGAAGAUCUUGUCAACAUGGCUGUGCCGCUCUUCAUUCUCGCAUCAACGGCUUGUCGCUUCAUUGCCGAUAGCAACUUCGGCGACCCUGGGAAGCAGCUAGACAAGAUCCUCGAGUACAAGGGAAAGGGCGAAUGGUCUCAGCUUUACGCGACGUAUCUACCAAUCCUGGACCGGCUUCUUUUCGAACGCAAGGAUUUAAGGUUGGUUAAACGCACAAAGAAGGAACAAGCCGUUGUCGUUGCGUGGUUCCGCGACAUCGUUGGAACUAUUGUACUUCUUGCCGACCCCCUCCCUUGCGCAUCGCUGGCACGUAUCCUUAACAGAACCCAGCUCGACGUGGGCUCAAGGCUGCUCCAGUUGCAUUCUGUCCUUAACAUUCCGGAUAACCCCCUGGUCCCUGUCAAACUGCUCCACCUGUCCUUUCGCGACUUCCUCGUCGACCAAGAAAAUCGCGAUGCGAACCCCUUCUGGGUCGACUCGCGAGAAACCCAUAAGCAGCUGGCAGACCGCUGCCUCCAAUUGCUGUCAACCGGCGACACCCUCAGGAGAGACGUUUGCAAUCUGCGUCAUCCCGGCACGUUCCGGCCCGAGAUCAGCCCGCAGAAUAUUAAUACCGCCUUACCGCCCGAGGUCCAGUAUGCCUGUCGAUACUGGGUCCAUCACUGGAAGGAAAGCAGGCGGCAGAUACGAGAUGGCGAUCCGGUCCACCUCUUUUUGACCGAUCAUCUCCUGUACUGGCUUGAAGCUCUGGGUGUAACGGGGCGAAUCCGGGAAAGCUUUGACAUGGCAAAUUGCCUGCUGGAUAUGCUCGAGGUAAUGGAUUUGGAUUGGAAUGCGUGCUUGCAAACUCUCGAGGGGCACAACGGCUCGGUUUACUCCGUCGCAUUCUCGCCCGACGGCCAGAGGCUCGCGUCGGCCUCCUUUGACGAAACCAUUAAGCUUUGGGACGCGGCGACGGGCGCAUGCGUAGCGACGCUUAAAGGGCACGACGACUCGGUUUUAUCCGUCGCAUUCUCGCCUAAUGGCCAAAGGCUCGCGUCGGCCUCCCUCGACAAGACCGUUAAGCUUUGGGACGCGGCGACGGGCACGUGCCAAACGACAUUCGAAGGGCAUAGCAGCUCGGUUUUGUCCGUCGCAUUCUCGCCUAAUUGCCAAAGGCUCGCGUCGGCCUCCCUCGACAAGACCGUCAAGCUUUGGGACGCGGCGACAGGCGCAUGUCAAACGACGCUCGAAGGGCACAGCAGCGACGUUAUAUGCGUUAUAUUCUCGCCCGACGGCCAGAGGCUCGCAUCGGCCUCCCACGACAAAACCGUUAAGCUUUGGGACGCGGCGACGGGCGCAUCCCUAACGACAUUCGAAGGGCAUAGCAGCUCGGUUUUGUCCGUCGCAUUCUCGCCCGAUAGCCAAAUGCUUGCGUCGGUCUCCCACGAAAAGACCGUUAAGCUUUGGGACGUGGCGACGGACGCAUACGUAACGACAUUCGAAAGGCACAGCAGCGGCGUUAUAUGCGUUGUAUUUUCGCCCGACGGCCAAAGGCUCGCGUCGGCCUCCUUUGACGAAACCGUCAAGCUUUGGGACGCGGCGACGGGCGCGUGCCAGACGACGCUCGAGGGGCACAGCAGCUGCGUUAGGUCCGUCGCAUUCUCGCCCGACGGCCAGAGGCUCGUGUCGGCCUCUUACGACGGAACCGUCAAGCUCUGGGACGCGGCGACGGGCGCGUGCCUAACGACGCUCGAGGGGUCAACUUCCGCUGUCUCAUUUGAUGAAACAGGCUCCCAGCUGCUGGUCCAGCAGCAGUUCAAGCUCAUUUACAACACCAAGAUUCUGAGGGUAUUGGCAUCAGUGCUGAUCGAGCAUGGAUUACGUGGAAAGGAGAGCAUUUCUUGUGGCUGCCUACCGAAUACCGUCCUGGUGGUUCUUGUUUAGCCAUAGCAGGAUUAACCAUAGCCUUAGGCUGUUCAUCCGGGAGGGUGUUGUUCUUCCAGUGGCCAGGAGCCUUUUGAUAGAGAAAGUUUUCCUUGGGUUCAAUCCUCUUUUUUCUUUUCUCUUUGCC